This is a messenger RNA of Argentina anserina (silverweed cinquefoil), 1899 nucleotides long. RefSeq names its product NAD(H) kinase 1. Gene Ontology annotation, biological process: NADP+ biosynthetic process; NAD+ metabolic process. The transcript has 12 exons. Bases 140 to 1840 code for a protein of 566 amino acids. Gene Ontology annotation, molecular function: NAD+ kinase activity. NCBI's taxonomy places the organism in Eukaryota, Viridiplantae, Streptophyta, Magnoliopsida, Rosales, Rosaceae. The record is from RefSeq and is a predicted model, not a curated record.
AUCAGACAAAUUCACAAAUCUCUCUCCCUUUCUGUUUGUGAAACUCGGAGAUGGCAAGAACUGCGUGUUAGAACAAUUCUGGAAGGAAAAAGAGGGGAUCUCUCUCUCUGUCUUGUCUCUCUUCAGCUCAAAACUAUCCAUGGCUCCCAGCAAGUCCAAUCCUACAGGUGAUGCAAGUGUUUCAUGCCCACAACCAGAGAAUGGUUGUCUCAGUUCAGUUUCCCUCUUAAGCUCAGAGAAGGCGGUUCAGGAGCUUCUCGAGGAGUCUUCUAUUCAGGAAACAGAUGACCACCUCAUAGAGUUCUCUGAGGCUAUGAGAACGGUUGCAAAGGCCCUGAGACGAGCUGCCGAAGGAAAGGCUUCUGCACAAGCUGAAGCAGCUGAAUGGAAGCGCAAAUAUGAACUGGAGAGGGUGCACAAUCUGCAUCUGGAGCAUAAAGGCUACAACGUGUAUGAAAAACUUCAGAGUUGGUGGACUUGGAGUUCUUUUUGUAAUGCAAUUGGAACUAUAGGAGUUUAUACUUCCAUGUCUCAUCUAUGGGACAUAUGCCAGGAACGGGACAGAAAAAUUUCUGAAGGGCCAUCAAGUAGAGAGAAUAAUGGGGAUGAUGAGAGGAUAAAAAACUUGGCCACGAGAUCAAAUGACCAAUCUGAACAAUGUUGUGGGAGUAAUGGGAUAUGGUCUCAUGAAGUUCUUCAGGAUGGUGAAUGUGAUUCUGAUUCAAAAUCGCUUCUCAAUAAGUUUGCAAGAAAGGCGUCGUUCAAACUUUCAUGGUGCUCCAAAGGCGAUCAGAGUGACCAGCACAAGCAUGACAUCGUCUCUUUCGAAAGAGGAAACAUUACAACUGCAGAGCGUAGCAGUAAACAGAUUUCUUUGAAGUGGGAAACUCACCCACAGACUGUGCUAAUAUUGACCAAACCAAAUUCAACUUCCGUUCGAGUUCUAUGUGCACAAAUGGUCAGAUGGUUGAGAGAGCAGAAAGGGUUAGAUAUUUAUGUAGAGCCACGUGUGAGAGUUGAACUUGUAACAGAGUCAUCAUACUACAACUUCGUCCAUACUUGGAAAGAAGAGACCGAGAUUAUGCUCCUGCACACAAAAGUUGACCUUGUGGUAACUCUUGGUGGGGAUGGAACUGUCCUCUGGGCAGCAUCCAUGUUUAAAGGACCAGUUCCACCUGUUGUGCCGUUUUCUUUAGGGUCUUUGGGAUUUAUGACUCCGUUUCACAGUGAACGGUAUAGGGAUUAUCUGGAUUCACUUUUAAAAGGUCCCAUUAGCAUCACACUACGACACCGGUUGCAGUGCCAUGUUAUUAGAGAAACAGCUAAAAAUGAGUUUGAAACUGAAGGGCCAAUACUUUGUUUGAAUGAGGUUACAAUUGACCGUGGGAUAUCAUCAUAUCUCACAAAUCUGGAAUGCUAUUGUGACAGCUCUUUUGUCACGUGCGUUCAAGGGGAUGGGCUGAUAUUAUCGACAACAUCUGGCAGUACUGCGUAUUCAUUAGCAGCUGGAGGUUCAAUGGUCCAUCCCCAAGUUCCAGGCAUCCUCUUUACCCCUAUUUGUCCGCACUCCUUAUCAUUCCGACCUCUGAUAUUACCUGAACAUGUGACGUUGCGAGUACAAGUACCUUUUAACAGCAGAAGUCAUGCAUGGGCAUCAUUUGACGGUAAGGACAGGAAACGGCUGGCAGCUGGUGAUGCACUUGUGUGCAGUAUGGCCCCUUGGCCUGUUCCCACUGCAUGUCAAGUUGAUUCGACUAAUGAUUUCUUGACCAGCAUUCAUGACGGCCUGCACUGGAAUCUGAGAAAGACUCAGUCUUUUGAUGGCCCUAGGGAUAUAUGAAACAAAUGAUCCUUUUUUUUUUUUACUUCGUAUAUGACUUUAUAGUUAACUGGAGAUCU